Molecule: messenger RNA, 1970 nt
Organism: Daucus carota subsp. sativus
Lineage: Eukaryota; Viridiplantae; Streptophyta; Magnoliopsida; Apiales; Apiaceae
Product: protein DETOXIFICATION 21-like
Exons: 9
Coding region: 266-1762 (498 amino acids)
Biological process (GO): xenobiotic detoxification by transmembrane export across the plasma membrane
Cellular component (GO): membrane
Molecular function (GO): antiporter activity; xenobiotic transmembrane transporter activity
Source: RefSeq, a predicted model, not a curated record
AAAUAAGAGGACACAAGUACUAACAACAAGUUCAGAGCAGAACUACGCACAUUAAACAUCCCAACUAAAAAAUUCAAUAAGACAAUGUGCUUACCUAAUGAUGAUAACGGCACAUGUUUCGCCUUCUUGCGGUUUUGAUAUCUUCAGAACUUGUACACUACCCUAUUAGACCUCUACCAGAACCAUGUAUUUCUUUCUCUUGGAUUGGCUUUUUCUAAGUGGAAGCUAAUGCAACUUCUUUGACCUUUGAUUCGCUAUAGCAGACAUGGAGGAUACUGUCAAUGAAAAGUUGCUGAGAGGGGUUCGAAGAGCAGAAGAGGUUGAUGAUGAGGAAAGGCGUCUCAAAGACAGGAUAUGGACGGAGGCCAAGAAAAUGUGGGUUGUGGCUGGUCCUGCAAUAUUUACAAGAUUUUCGUCGUUUGGAGUUGGUGUUAUCAGCCAAGCAUUCAUCGGUCACAUUGGAUCCACAGAGCUUGCUGCUUAUGCUCUGGUAUCGACUGUUCUGCUGAGAUUUGCAAAUGGAAUUCUGUUAGGGAUGGCCAGCGCACUUGAAACACUUUGUGGCCAGUCAUGUGGUGCAAAACAAUACGAUAUGCUUGGUGUAUAUCUUCAAAGAUCAUGGCUUAUCUUGUUUAUGUGCUCAAUAGUUCUAACACCAGUAUUCAUAUUCACGACCCCUAUUCUAAUAGCUCUAGGCCAGGAUCAAGCUAUUGCUGAGGUGGCAGGAACCAUUUCACUCUGGUUAAUCCCUGUGAUAUUUUCAUUCAUCUUAUCUUUCACCUGUCAAAUGUUCCUCCAAGCUCAGAGCAAGAACAUUAUUAUCGCAUACUUGGCAGCAUUUACACUGGUAAUCCAUGUGUUCCUCUCAUGGCUCUUAACGGUGAAAUACGAAUUUGGACUUAGCGGGGCGAUGGUUUCUACCAUUUUGGCAUUUUGGAUCCCAAACAUAGGUCAGCUUGUGUAUAUAUUUGGUGGAUGGUGCUCAGAGACAUGGAAAGGUUUCUCCAUGUUGGCCUUCAAGGAUCUCUGGCCUAUUAUCAAGCUCUCUCUGUCAUCUGGUGUUAUGCUCUGUCUUGAACUCUGGUACAACACGGUACUAGUUCUCUUAACUGGAAACCUGGAAAACGCUGAGGUUGCUAUUGAUGCUCUUUCUAUCUGCCUUAAUAUUAACGGCUGGGAAAUGAUGAUAUCUCUAGGUUUCUUGGCUGCAGCUAGUGUGCGAAUCUCAAAUGAGCUCGGAAGAGGAAGUUCCAGAGCUGCAAAAUUCUCCAUUGUGAAUAUAGUCCUAACAUCAUUUGCUAUUGGAUUCGUGCUGUUUAUAUUUUUCUUGUUCUUUCGAGGACGACUGGCUUACAUAUUUACAGACAGUACUGAGGUUGCGGCUGCUGUUGAUUAUUUGUCACCUUUAUUGGCCUGUUCCAUACUGCUGAAUAGCAUUCAACCAGUUCUCUCUGGUGUUGCUGUCGGGGCUGGCUGGCAAAGCACCGUGGCAUACGUGAACAUUACAUGCUAUUACCUAAUCGGAAUCCCAAUUGGAGUAGUCCUCGGCUAUGUUCUCCAGUUUCAAGUUAAAGGUGUUUGGGUCGGAAUGUUGUUGGGCACACUGACUCAAACAAUUGUACUAAUGACAAUUACUUGGAAGACUGACUGGGAGAAACAGGUACAAGUUGCUAAACAACGGAUAAACAGGUGGUCAAUACAAUCUGAGCAACAAGCAAAAGAUGAGCAAAAUGCAAUAAACUUGGAGAAUUCUACUUAUUAGCGUAUUCCUUAACUGCAAGCUUCCCCUGGCUGGAAUUCUACAUCAGUGUCCUAAGACUAAGACAGAAAUAAAAUAUUAAUUAUUAAUUAUUAUUAAUUAAUUAAAUUCCAAUAAAAUACGUACUUUUCUUCACUAUCAUGUUUCCAUCGAAUACCAAAUAAAACUUUCAAAAUUUUAAAUUUGUAAGACAAAGAUGGUGCAUUUUAAC